AUGCCUGUAUCAUCGUGUAUUGCAACCUUGCUUCCACGAUGCUUUGGAGACGAGGUUACCUACCUACAUGUGAACAGGUUCAAGGAAAUUUACAAGACCUAUUUGAAGAAAAUGCAUUUAUUUUUGGAACGCUAUUAUGCAAUCUCACUAGCCUUCUGCACAGAAAUCUACGGUGGAAAGCAGCAUCAUUUGUUCCCACCAGAGUGGGAGGGUGAUAUGGCAUUUUUACAUAGCACUCCAGCCCUAUUUCUUGGAGCGAUUGAAUUGAAGGAUUUAACGUUAGUUCAAUUGGAAAAGUUAAAGCAAGCCGGUACCGGCAUCAGUGCUUCUCUUCUAGAGUUCCUUCAACUUGCUAGAGAUCUGUCUCUAUCCCGUGCUCACUUCAAUCCAUUGUCUGCGGAUCAAUGCGAGUCUAUAAUUAGGUACAUAAGACACAUUUCUCUGUCUAAUGCUCUGCUAUUCAACUGUGCACAGAAGAAAGCAUUGGAGGUCUUCUUUCUCAGCACUAUUGUCGAUGUCUUAAUAUGCCGUGAAGAGCUCAUUAAGAAGGUGCAAACAGAGCAGGAAACAGCCCUUAGCAGCAGUAAAAUGCGAGAUGCACGGACGUAUAUUCUUUCUAAGAUAUCGUUUUACCAAGAUAUCAAAACUGCAUUGAUCAAGUGGCGUGAAGGCUGCUCUGUGCAGUUCCCUAGUACGGAACUGACAGAACUAGACUUUGGUGCUGGACGUGGCUAUUACAGUGUGUAUAAAGCCAUCGAAUUAGACAGAAGGAUGAUAGCAAUUGAGGGCAGCCUAAAACAUGCCGAAGGACUGUGUCGAUACAUUGCAGGGGUGAAGCCGAACGAAGCAGUACAAACCACUAGAAGUACAACUGUCUCUGUAUCACUGAGUAUGUUGCGGGUGGCGCUACUAUAUGUGGAUGACAGUACCUCAGGAGCAAGGAUUGAAGCAGUGAGCGUGCCAAUUCAAGAGUUGUCUGGUAGAGUCCAUAGAGUUAAGAGCAAUGCUCACAUACGUGGCAGUGUGAUUCAAGGAGCGCAGCUCCCCAAUCUAUCACUCACUACAAGUCCUGUGAUAACUCCACCAAUCCCCUGUCUGAGCCCCGCUGACACAGGUCGGCAGUACUCAGCCAUUGGUCUGCAUGCAUGUGGUCCUCUCUCUGUUAUUGCGCUGAGGAUGUUAAUGCAGAAGGACGUCACAUCUGCCUUUACUAUCCCUUGUUGCUAUGGGCAUCUCACAAAGGAUACAUUCCCUAUCAGUGACCAAGGAUCUGCUCUUAUCAACGGUUUUUUCUCUGCAACGAAAGUCAAGGAGAUGUUUCGAGAGUAUCAUGCCGACACUAUUCCGAGGGAAUUUCUCACCUAUGCUGCGUCUGAUAGUGUGUUCACUUGGCCAGAGGUAAUAGAAACCAUACAAUCGUAUUGGGCCCGCGCCACUGUGGAACUGGCAAGACGACAGCAGUCUCCCACUUCUGUCAAGCGGACUCUAGACAAAGAUCUGAAAGAGCUUCUCUGUGGAGACAACGCCAGCCUUGCUAAAGCCAUAGUGCUGGAUCUGCAAAGGAGCGCUAGGCUGGAGCAUGCAUCUUGUUCAACUGCUGCUGGAGACAGCUCAACAGACGCAGAGCACCAGAAAACGGCACGAAACGCAAUAGAGUAUGCAACAUUAUAUAGGUGGGCAAUGCAGGCACACUAUCUCGCACGCAAAGUCAGCGGCCAUGUCUUUGAAACAUUUAUUCUAAUGGACCGGCUUGCAGGGCUGAUAGAGUUAGCCGAGAGAUUCUCGCUGCAGCUCUGCGCAGGCAUCCUCCCUGCACUGACAGAACUCUCCCCACGCGGAUUCCUUGUAUAUGGAUUUAAAUGGUAA
Giardia duodenalis is the source of this 1866-nucleotide messenger RNA. RefSeq names its product Methyltransferase domain-containing protein. The transcript has a single exon. The coding region runs from base 1 to 1866 and encodes 621 amino acids. The record is from RefSeq and is a predicted model, not a curated record. NCBI's taxonomy places the organism in Eukaryota, Fornicata, Diplomonadida, Hexamitidae.